Molecule: messenger RNA, 2087 nt
Organism: Drosophila obscura
Lineage: Eukaryota; Metazoa; Arthropoda; Insecta; Diptera; Drosophilidae
Product: serine/arginine repetitive matrix protein 2-like
Exons: 1
Coding region: 136-1911 (591 amino acids)
Biological process (GO): mRNA splicing, via spliceosome
Cellular component (GO): nucleoplasm; ASAP complex; cytoplasm
Molecular function (GO): RNA binding
Source: RefSeq, a predicted model, not a curated record
UUGCCUUUCAUUCCGUCGCAGAAGUCGAAGUGUAAGGAACAAGUCCGGAGCUCCAAUCAAAAAUUAAUUCAUUUCCAAAAGCGAAAAAAAAAGAUUUUCUCUAUUCAAAAUUUUGUGAUUAAUUGAAACAGCGAUAUGCUCGAUCCAGUUGAUGUCAAGACCACCGGUCAGGAGGUCACCGUGCCGCCCAGUGACGCCGCAGAAAAUAAUUCGAAUGCCGUGUCAUUGGAGCCGGUCAAGCCGAGCAAGUUGCACAAGUCAGAAGGCAAGCCAAAAAAAUUCAAAACGUCGUCGCCACUGCGGUCGCCUUCUGCGUCCUCGCUGUCCUCGAUAAGCAUGGGCUACAACGAGUCGGACCUCUCGAGCACCUCCAGCUCCGACGACUCGUCCAGCAGCAACGACGACUCGUUCGACCAUCGCUGCUGCCGUCGCCGUUUGCAUCGGCGUAUGCGCUACGAGAAGCCAUCGAACCAUCACCGACGCUGCUCCGAGCGUUCCAGGGCCGCCAAAAGCAGCAUGCGCCGUCACCCAGUGCCAGUGCCAGUCCCAGUUCCAGUUCCAGCUCCGGGCGAAGAUGUUGACGCCCUGGCCAAUUCUGAGCCGGAAGACAAUUCGCGCCGCAAGAAGCGCAACAGUCGCUUCAAGAAUGUUGCCUGCCAGACGAGUCCGCCGCCCAGGAAGUCCAGCCACAGAUCGAAGCCAGCCAGCACCGCAGGAACCAGCUCCAGCUCCCGCUUCGGUUCCGGUUCCGGUUCCGGUGCCAUUGAGAAGACAGCAAGUCAUGCUGCCAAGACAGAAAAUGCUGGUUCCAGUUCCAAGCUGGAAGCCAAGCCAGACUCUGCUGGUUCCAGUGCCAACUCGAAGCCGAAGAGCUCCAGUUCCAAUCCGAAACCAGUCAGUUUUGCCCUCGGCUCGAGGCCAAAAGAUCCUGUGAAGGUCACCAGGGACUCCACAAAGACUGUCGAGGGAGAAGUGAAACGCUCGGUGGCCAGCUUCAGUGCCGAUGUCAAGCCAACCGACUCUGGCUGCCUUGCGAAGCUACCGCUUGCCGAAGCCAGCCCAGCAGCCAAGCCCAUCGACACUGGUUCCGGCACAAAGUGUCAGACGACCAAUUGCAAAGCUGACGUGAUGGCAGCAAUCCUGUCAAUUGCCAACUCCAAGCCAGCCACCGAUGCUGCUGCCAUUUCGAAGCAUCCAGUGGCUGAUUCCACUGCCAAUACUGGCACCAAUCAGCUGCCAGCCAAGCUGAUGCAGCGCAGCAUCCGCACCCGUUCUCGCACCCGUUCUCGCACCCGUUCUCGCUCCCGUUCGCGCUCCCGUUCGCGCUCCCAUUCGCGCUCCCACUCACGCUCCAAGUCGGGCAGCCCCAAUCCAAGAAACAAACGCAGACGUGUGGCAUCGCCGAGUUCCCAAAUGAGUCGUGAGAGAACCUUCAGGCCCGGGGCGCCGCCAAUCUCGCAGCUGCGGCUGCACAUCAAGGGGCUGAGCCGCCAGGUGACCAAGGAGCAUGUGACCGAGAUCUUUGGCAACUUUGGCCCGCUGACAGCCGUCGACUUUCCGAUUGAGCUGCACGGGGAUAGUGCGGGGCGCGGAUUCGCCUUCGUGGAGUUUGCCAACGCACAGGACUGCGCACGCGCCAUCAAGAACAUGGACGGGGGCCAGAUCGACAGCAGAAGGAUCGUGGUGUCGGCCUUUCGCCCGAACAAGGUCCGUGCCACCUGGCGCCGCCGCUACUCGCCCGUCCGCGGUGGCGGUGGCGGUGGCCGCUCCCACACCCGUUCGCCAUCCCGUUCGCACAACCGCAACAAUUUCGAUUCUCGCUACCGAAAUCGCUCACGCUCGCCGUCUCGCUACAAUCAGUACAGUCACGGCCAGCAUCGUGGUGCCCAGCCACGUGGCUAUCAAUACUAAGCAAAGGCCAGGGACACUCCACACUCCACAAAGCACAAUCACCUGUAAGCCUCGCUACACUUGCAUGCAACCAAAAGCCAGCCCAUUCCAUUAACUCCAGCCAUGUAACUUGCUCAAACGAAUUGUAAAAUACAAAAACAUUGGGACUGAAAUUGCAGCGCAAAAGAGUUUCGGUU